AAAAUGACAAGAGCCGCGGAAAAAAUUAUGGGUCUAUCUCUUAUAGUCUCCGAGAUCCAGUGUUUCAUACGCAUAGACAGACAGAUGGACAUAGCCAUAUCGUCUUGGCCAUUGCCCGUUACACAAAUAUACUGCAGGCCCAAAGUUAUAAUACCUUUCUACCCUAUGGGUAGCGGGUAUACAAAGGCUAAUUGAUGGUUGCACUAACUUAGGUUAGUAGUCAAAUUCAAAUAAUUAGGGCUAGCUGGGACAAAAACCUCGAGCUUUUCGAAGUAUGUAUAAAAAAGCUUUUGCAUUGACUAGAAAAAAAACAAUAUUAACUGGCUUGGCGCUGUCGCUAAUAAAUAAAAAACAGUUGAUCCUAACAUACGCAAUCUUAAGGUCAGAUGCCUCAGUCUCAAUUACUCUCUCGCGCUCUCUGGUCGUGUGAUGCUAACUCAAGUGAUUCGAAAAGUGAAGGGUUGUAAACGAAGAUUUGCCGAGCUGAUGUUAAUUCUAAUGGCCGUGAGUGUGCGAGGCACCUUAUGCUUGGCAUAAGACAAGAAAUAGUGUUUGCUAGUCUACAGGUGAACGUUCGCGUAUAGAGUUGAAGAGAGGCAAAUGGUGAGCAAGAAGAGAGUUUAUGCUGCAUGUGUUUAACUUAAUUUGCUACUCACGUACUGACGUGUUGCCGACGACAACAGCAACAACAACGACGACGAAGACGAUGGCGCUGCCGAGUGGCUUCGUCGGGAGAGUAAGAUCGUGAAUGUUUCAGGCGGGUCGAGCUGACAGAGCAAAUGAAAUAACUGCAUGAUAGACUCAAAACUAACUUCCAACAGCACCAGCGAAAAAGCGUCAAAGGCAAAAGCAAAAGUCGCUGCGCAAACAGCCGCAGCAGCAGAGAGUGGCAGCGACAGCAAUGGCAAAAGCGUUAAGAGCACCAAACAGACUUGAUUUCAGCCAACGCCAAUCAGUCUGUGCGAUCACUUCGAGCAUUUAAGACUUGUGCAGCGCAAAACAAAGAAAGAAUACAAAGUAUUAAGUAAAUGUAAAAACUUGAAAAUAAAAGAAAAGAAAAUAAAAGGUGUCGAAUCCCGUUUUUGCUGCUACAGAAAACCUUUUAAAUAAGAAAACUUAAACGUGCGGUUCGAAAGUGAAAAGGCUGCCUCAAUAAAUCGUUAACAUUCAAAGCCUACAACAAGCGAACAACUUAAAUCUCAAUGCAGCUGUUGUCGGUUUAAUAACAAAAACAUUUUGGCGAUUAUAGGCCAAAGACAAAGAGAAGUGUGAGAGAAGGAGAAAGAGAGAGAGAGAGAGAGAUAUAUAUAGAAGGAAUCAAACAAAUCAGACUAAAGCAAUUCAAAACAACAAUGAAUCAAACACAAGUGAAUAAUUUCUUAAAAUGCUUCCUGCAAAUUGAUGAGCCCGUUAACCACUUGGCAGCACGUCACGAUGAUCACGACGAUGAUGACAAUCUCGAUCACGAUCAUGAUCAUGAUCACGAUCACGACGAGUCCGGUUCUCUGUUGAUGGCUAAAGUAACCGCCAUGGUGGUGCUUUGUUGCGCCAGCGCUCUCUGCGGCUCCAUUCCGUUCCUGCUAAACCGAUUCUACCAUUGGACUGAGAACCAGACUAAUGCUCGCUCGGCGACUGUGGUUAAGUGUUUGUUGUACUUUGGCGGCGGAGUUCUCCUAGCAACCACAUUCCUCCAUCUGCUGCCCGAGGUUCAGGAGGUGGUCGAGCAGUUACAGGAGUGCGAGCUUAUUCCCGAGCUAACUUUCCCGCUUGCUGAACUGCUGAUGUGCUGCGGUUUCUUUCUCAUGUAUUUCAUCGAGGAGGCAAUGCAUAGCUACAUGCAUAGGAAUCAGCAGGACAAUGCUGGCGCUGCAUUUGAGCGCGGCCACAGCAUUCGCCAUAGCCAUUUGGUGAAACCAACCGCUGCUGCACCUGGGCAGACCACGAAUGCAGCUGAGUUGGCUGCACCAGUGGCAAACGCCUCGCUCUCUGUGCAGGAUCUCAUGCAAAAUGAUUUGGAGCAGCAAAAGUAUGGUGCAGUUCACCAUCAGCAGCAUAGUCACAAUCACAGCCAUGCCCACAAUCAUGGCCAUAGCCACAAUCACAUGGUUAUUGCAGACGCCUCAGACGACAUUCUUGCCUCGUCCCUACGUGGACUCUUCAUCGUGUUGGCGCUUUCGUUGCACGAACUCUUUGAGGGCAUGGCCAUCGGCCUGGAGAGCUCCGCCAAUUCGGUAUGGUUCAUGUUUGGUGCAGUCUCGGCCCACAAGCUGGUACUCGCCUUUUGUGUGGGCGUUGAGCUGAUUGUGGCACGAACCCGUCUCAGCCUCGCUGUUCUAUAUGUGCUGACAUUUGCCGUGGUCAGUCCUUUGGGCAUUGGGCUGGGCAUUUUGAUUAGUCAUGGUCAGAGUGGAGGCGGGCCCAAUCUGAUAUCAGCCGUACUGCAAGGCUUCGCCUGCGGCACUCUCAUUUACGUCGUGUUCUUCGAGAUACUAUCAAAGAAUCGCUCCGGUCUACGGGCUUAUCUGGCGCUCUUUGUCGGAUUUGUGAUUAUGUUCGGAUUGCAACAGCUCGGUGCAAGCGGAGGUCACGGACAUAGUCACGGCAGCUGUUCCUCAACAGAUGCUCACGAUCAUCAUCACACUGAGAGUGAAUCCAGCACAGACCACCACGCACAUCACAGUGAGGCUGAACAGCUGGUUGCUGCCCAUAAGUAUCAGGAAAAACUACAGGUGUUGCGCCAAGUGACCCAAAAGCUGCUAGAGGCCCAUCCCAAGCAUAAAUGAUUGAAUUACCCAUGAUGAAUAUGAAUAUACUUCAUUAGUUUCAACUGUUAAGCAGAGAUUGUACAUUAAUACUGUAAAAUUAUUUAUCUAGGUAGCAAUCAAAUUGUAUAUAAUUGAAAUGAAAAUUUUGUUCUUACAUUAAUAUUACUUAAGCAUCACAGUUUUAUAAAUUAUCAAAUAAUUCGAAGCUACGUAUUCUUAUAGAAUACAAUUCAUAUUUCUACGACAUUAAUAGUAUUGGUUAAUAAAUUAAUGAUAUUAUAACGAAGA
Molecule: messenger RNA, 3053 nt
Organism: Drosophila sulfurigaster albostrigata
Lineage: Eukaryota; Metazoa; Arthropoda; Insecta; Diptera; Drosophilidae
Gene: Zip89B
Product: zinc transporter ZIP1
Exons: 2
Coding region: 1353-2783 (476 amino acids)
Biological process (GO): zinc ion transmembrane transport
Cellular component (GO): plasma membrane
Molecular function (GO): zinc ion transmembrane transporter activity
Source: RefSeq, a predicted model, not a curated record